Molecule: messenger RNA, 2358 nt
Organism: Pseudoliparis swirei
Lineage: Eukaryota; Metazoa; Chordata; Actinopteri; Perciformes; Liparidae
Gene: uri1
Product: URI1 prefoldin like chaperone
Exons: 11
Coding region: 289-1770 (493 amino acids)
Biological process (GO): negative regulation of phosphatase activity; negative regulation of transcription by RNA polymerase II
Molecular function (GO): phosphatase inhibitor activity; chromatin binding; transcription corepressor activity
Source: RefSeq, a predicted model, not a curated record
UACAUGUCGCAGCGAGUGUGUCGAGGAAUAUUUUCUUAAUCUUUGGAUAUUAAAACCGUGGAUAUUUCUGGAAAUCAUGCAAACAUCUUGAAAUGAGAGUGUGAAAUGCUAUCACUUCCGAGAGUGAGGAUUACUACCACUGCCCCGUUGAUGAAUACGAGCAGAACGGGUCUCAGGAAGAGCUGCGGCUGCAUUCAUAAACACUUCUUUAGGACUCACACAAACCCCUGAGCUUUGUUUUGGAGUCACAAAAACAACACACAUCCCUGUUUUGCUCGUGUGUUGACAAUGGCUGAAAAAGGUAAAAUAGAGCAUCUCGGCGCAGUUGUCAGGCUCCGAGAGGAACACCAGAAGGUGGUGAAAGACUGUGAAAGUCGGAUUCUGCACUGGAAGAAGGUGUCGGGUGACUAUGAGGCCCUCAAUGACCGCCUCAAAACUCUUCCAGAUCAGCUGUCUUAUGACAUUAUGGUGCCCUUUGGCCCGUUGGCCUUCAUGCCUGGGAAGCUGGUGCACACGAACGAGGUCACGGCGUUGCUCGGCGACAACUGGUUCGCCAAGUGCUCGACCAAGCAGGCUCAGAAAAUUGUCGAUCACAGGAUGAAAUAUGUGAAGAGUGAACUCGAUGAUCUUUCAAAGACGGCGAAAAACUUUGAAGCCAGAGUCGGGCUUGUGAAGGAAUUGGAAACCAUCUCAUCUAAUAAAGGGGGCUAUGUUGACAUUAGAGAAGACAGCGAAAACACUGACAUUGUUGUCAUUAAAGGAAAUCAAAGAAAAGCUCACAAACCAAAUUCUAAGCCCAAACUGGAUGCCGUGUUGCAUCUAAAAAAGGAGGUCGAGGAGAAUGGAGGAGAGAGCGAAGAUGGAGGAAGCGGGAAAGACGCCACAACUAAAGAGGAGUUGUGGGCGAGAUUGGACGAACUCGAAAAACUGGAGGAGCUACAGGAUGAGCAGGACCGAAUAUCUUAUAACGUGGACAUGAAUGGGGAGGACACGUCGUCCUUUUCCUCAGAAGAGGAGAAGGAGGGAGAUGCUGCACCUCCUGAAAAUGGACUCGGUGUGAAGCCGAGCUGGACCUCCGUGCCUCACGGCAAAGCGCCACCGAGCUCAGACAGAAAAGACGACGACGAAGAAGAGGAAGGCGGCGGUUUGCCGACCAUCUUUUUCUCGCACACAACUGAACCCAAGAAGGUGAGGAUAAACACGGGGAAAAACACCAUGUUGAAGUUCAGCGAAAGGAAAGAGCAGAAGGAUCUCUCGAAGAGGAAACAUAAGAACGGGCACAACAACGGGCACUCCCAUCACGAACUUCACAAAAUCACAACACCCACGGACCUUUACAGGUUGUUUGUUGACGUGAAGAACGGGGAACCCGUCCCCAGGAAGUCCAUCCUGAAGUCCCGCAGCCGAGAGAACAGCGUGUGCAGCGACACGAGCGAGAGCAGCGCGGCGGACUUCGAGGAGCGCCGGACGACCGGACGCAGCUUCAGCCACGAGGACACCACGCCCAGCGACACCAGCGACGGCAUCGCGGAGGAGGAGAGUCCCACGGCGGUGCCACUGCACCCCGCCGGCCGGUUCGGGGCCUUCUCUGGCACAGUAGUCGAAAAGGACCCGAUGCCUUCAGCUGUCCCCCACCUGACCAUCGCUGCGCCCGCUCUGCCGACCAUCCUGGAGAGGAGGCAGGAGGAGGUGGCGCCGGACGUGGCCCCGCCCCAGCAAGCCCCGAAGAAGCUGUCAAAGUUCAAAGCUGCCAGGUUGCUGCGGAAGUGACCGGUAACGAGCAAAUACCUUUAUUUCACAUCGAGUUGUUUUUGGUUUGGUUUUUUUCAAAGCCUUUUUGUUUCUUUUCUACAUGCACAAAUACUCCUUUCUUUCCCGCUUCGCUCGCUUCUAUCCAUGCAGGAUGUCAUUCACGUCAUUGACUUUUAAGUAAAUGUACAUUAGCCUGGUUGCCAGCGGUAACCUUGUGUGUAACAAUGCUUUUUAACAAGCUUCAAACACUAGUAAAUGUCUCUUUAGCUUAUCCACUCCCGGGUAUACAUGGCACUUAACAAUUUGUCCGUCUCUCUGCGGGGCUUGUUUAUACCGAUCGCUGUCAUAUGUUUGAACCUGUCUUCUGCUUUUCUGUUGAUCAAAUCUAUUGCCAGUUUAGGUGAGACUCUGGGCCUCACUUAGGACCGGCUGCCUUGUUUUAUUCCUUUUUCCAAGUAUUGAUCAUUAAACGGAAUCGGGUGCCCGCUAGCUAUCGUUUUACCUUUUCUAGACAUGCCUAAUGAAUGUAUAUAUUCCUUUGUGUCGAGCUUUAUGUAAAGACAAAAAAGAAUAUUGAUGUAAAAUAAAAAUAAGAAAAUUGCAUAA